AUGCAGGACUCGAAGCAGUGGCCAUAUGACCCCCCUCUCAGCGAUGCGGGCCUCGCCGCAUCUGAACAACUCGGAGUAAAGCUGCACCGGGCCGUGUGCGAGCUGGGUGCAGAGCUAAACGUUGUCAUUACAUCGCCUUAUCUCCGCUGCGUUCAGACGGCGGCCUGCAUUUGCAAAGCGUUCGGAAAACGCACGAAGCUUCUCAUUGACAACUCUCUUGGCGAGAUCUAUGGGCCCUGCAUCAUGCAAGACGAGGAGCCAGCAAGCCCAGUGCGGCCACUUCAGCAGAGUGCGGACUUUUGCCAUAGCCAAGGAGUGACUACUCUAGAGGUGCGCAAGAUUCUUGGUAAAUGGCCAGUUUGGCCAGAGACCUUGAAGGGAGCCAGACAGCGAUUUGCUGCCAGGUUCGUGGACUAUGUGAAACGGGGUUAUGCAGUUCACCGCAACUUCAUGAUUGUCUCCCAUGCCGAUUGUGUGGGUGGUGCGUUGGCCCUCAUACCUUGUGGCACAUGUAGGAACAAUGUAGAGAAGGUUAACUUUGGUGGGCACUUCAUGGUGCUCUGCCCGCAGCUGACACCUCCAAGUGACAGCGAGUCUUCUGAAGACGACCCUGUGGAGCAAUUGGAGAGAACGGCAGCAGCCGCUGUUCGUCGUAUGGCAGUGAUGCACCCAGACAAGCAAUUGAGCCCGGAAGUGGGUCUGCCGCCACCUCCGAUUCGUGUGAUUUGUUUGAGGAGCCGCGCUGCUGCUGUGGUCCGCCGUGAGGAGGCCCUGCAAGCAGUACGAGCAAAGAAGGAAUGGUCAAUUUUGCAAGGAUACGAGGAGGAGUACACAGACGUCAGUGAUUUGGGCAAUGACAUUGACAUGGGUCGGGAAGCAGGCUCCAUCAGAGCGCUGUAUUGCCAUUUAAUGAGUUGA
Messenger RNA from Symbiodinium natans, 918 nucleotides. The record is from the annotation of a GenBank genome assembly. Lineage: Eukaryota; Dinophyceae; Suessiales; Symbiodiniaceae.